Falco peregrinus (peregrine falcon) is the source of this 1052-nucleotide messenger RNA. RefSeq names its product methyltransferase 5, N6-adenosine (gene METTL5). The record is from RefSeq and is a predicted model, not a curated record. Lineage: Eukaryota; Metazoa; Chordata; Aves; Falconiformes; Falconidae. The transcript is spliced from 9 exons. Gene Ontology annotation, molecular function: nucleic acid binding; rRNA (adenine-N6-)-methyltransferase activity. The coding region runs from base 347 to 991 and encodes 214 amino acids. Gene Ontology annotation, biological process: rRNA methylation.
GACUUCGGGCCCGCGGCUGCGCGCUCGCUGCCAUGGGCAGCCCCGCUUGGGGCGGCACAGCACCCCCGGCGCUCGGCAGCGGCACGGCGCCCCGCCGGCAGCUCCUGCGCCUGGGCGGCCACGGGCUCGCCGCAGUGUCCGGGCGGCCUGAGGCACCGGGGCGCGUCCGCACGCUCCCUCCAGGGGAGAGCGUGUUUGGGUGUGAAUUACCGUAGCUUGCAUACUGACCAGCACUUGUACAGCUCGACAGGUAGCAGCCCGUUUCCUGGCUUUCCGUCCCUAAUGGCGCUCAACAGUGCUGGGGGACGUGCCUGGGAGACCGGGCUUUUGCAGUGAAGCUAUAAACAUGAAGAAAUUGAAGCUUAAAGAACUGGAAAGCUGUCUUCAACAAGUUGAUACUUUUGAAAGCCCAAAACUACUCCUGGAGCAGUAUCCAACAAGCCCUCAUAUCGCAGCACGUAUGCUUUAUACAAUUCACAAUACGUUUGAUGAUAUUGAAAACAAAACAAUUGCAGAUUUAGGAUGUGGUUGUGGCAUGCUCAGCAUUGGUAGUGCAAUGUUAGGAGCAGGAUUGUGUGUGGGGUUUGACAUUGAUGCAGAUGCACUGCAAAUAUUUAAUAGCAAUAUUGAAGACUUUGAGCUCACGAAUGUCAACAUGGUUCAGUGUGAUGUCUGUUCUUUUUCUGACGCCAUGUCAGAGACUUUUGACACAGUUAUUAUGAACCCUCCGUUUGGUACCAAGCAUAAUAAAGGAAUGGAUAUGAUUUUUCUGAAAACUGCUUUACAAAUGGCAAAAACAGCUGUAUAUUCCCUUCACAAAACUUCAACGCGGCAGCACAUUCAAAAGAAAGCAGACGAAUGGGAAGUGAAGAUGGAAGUCAUAGCAGAACUUAGAUAUGACUUACCAGCAUCAUACAAGUUCCAUAAGAAGAAAUCAGUUGACAUUGAAGUGGAUUUCAUUAGAUUUUCUGCCAAGAAACUUCUGAACUGAAGCAUGACUUUAAAACCUAUUGAAAAUGGAACAAUAAAAACAAUCUGGUUUUAUUUUUGUA